Messenger RNA from Emericellopsis atlantica, 1074 nucleotides. RefSeq lists its product as uncharacterized. The transcript has a single exon. The record is from RefSeq and is a predicted model, not a curated record. The coding region runs from base 1 to 1074 and encodes 357 amino acids. Lineage: Eukaryota; Fungi; Ascomycota; Sordariomycetes; Hypocreales; Bionectriaceae.
AUGCAGAUCGGCAUCUACACCAUCCUCGUGGCCUGCCUCGCCGGCACCGGCUUCACCGCCCCUCUUGACGCCCGUCAGCUCGGAGGUGUCACUGACGCGGUGGGCGACGCUGCCGGCAUGGCGACCGACAUGGCCGGUGGUGCUGUCGACGGACUCACAGGCUCUCUGGGUGGUGACGUCGCUGGCGCUGCUUCCGAUGCUGCUCAAGGCGCAAUGGACGGUGUUGAGAGUGCCGCCGGAAUGGGUGGUGACGCCGCCAGCGGCGCUCUCACGGGGGCCACGGACGCUGUUGGCUCUCUCACCUCAGGCCUUGGCGGUCUGGGAGGCGCCGGAGAUGCUCUGUCCGGACUCACAGGCUCUCUGGGAGGCGCCGGAGGUGCUGCGUCAGGCCUUACCGACUCAAUCGGAGGUUUGACAAAGGGUGUCAGCGGCUCCGGCAGCUCCGACCUUAUCGGGGGCUUGCUUGGAAAUCUGCUUGGCCAGAAGAUGGCUGAACAACAAGAGAAGCGUCAGCUAGGCGCCGUAUCGGGACUCGCUGGUGGUCUUCCCACGGAUGCCCUUUCCGGAGUACCCCUCCUCGGCCCUCUGCUCAGCGGUAUUCUUGGUCAGAAGAUAGCUGAGAUGGAGCAAAUGAAGAACGAGAAGCGACAACUCGGCGCUGUGUCGGGCCUUGCUGGUGGCCUCACGGGUGGCCUCGGCAGCCCUACAGAUGAUGUCUCUGGCCUCACAGGUGGCCUCACGGGUGGAAGCGGCAGCCCCACGAGUGCCCUCUCGGGACUGCUUGGAGGCAGCGGCGGCUCCGGAGAUCUCCUCGGCGGCUUGCUUGGUGGUCUGCUCGGCCAGAAGAUGGCUGAGAUGGAGCAAAUGAAGAACGAGAAGCGACAACUCGGCGCUGUGUCGGGCCUUGCUGGUGGCCUCACGGGUGGCCUCGGCAGCCCUACAGAUGCUGUCUCUGGCCUCACAGGUGGCCUCACGGGUGGCCUCACUGGUGGCGGCAAGAAGGACGGCCUCCUUGGUCUGGGCGUCCUUGGUAUCCUUCGCAGAGCCAUCGAGGACGAGCAGAUGCAGAACUAG